AUGUAUGAGAAACACAAAGGCCACUUGGUUGGGCUCUUUCGUCAACCAGAGCAGCGCUUGCUCUCGGCCUACUAUGACGACGACGACCUGUUUCGGGCCUUUCCGGAUUACAUCCCCGUGUGCUCGACUGAGACGAUGACCCAGGAAAUGCCCAUGGAGGCGGUCGUUGUCUUCAUCCAAAAAUGGGCAAGGUAUGAGACAGGGCAGCUGGUGGGAAAGCUGGAUUUAACUGCAGCAGAUGUGCCGAAGGCCAUUGAACGGCUGGAACAUGGCUUUGCUUUCGUGGGCCUGCAAGAAGAAUGGGAGAUCCUCAAUGGCUGGGUGGACGAGCUGGAUCGUCCCGUCUACGCCAAGGCCAAGGAGAUCUUCGAACAGGAUCUGCUGAAGUUUGGGAUCUCCCAUGAGACCUGCAAGCCUUGUUAUGAUGAAGCAGGCCUCGUAUGGCAGGAGUAG
Durusdinium trenchii is the source of this 453-nucleotide messenger RNA. The record is from the annotation of a GenBank genome assembly. Lineage: Eukaryota; Dinophyceae; Suessiales; Symbiodiniaceae.